Messenger RNA from Meloidogyne enterolobii, 793 nucleotides. NCBI's taxonomy places the organism in Eukaryota, Metazoa, Nematoda, Chromadorea, Rhabditida, Meloidogynidae. The record is from the annotation of a GenBank genome assembly.
AUGUUUAUAUUGUGUAUGCAUUUAAUUUUGCACUUUUAUUUUUUAUUUUGGUGUUAUUUUUACUUUUCGUUCCAAAUACUUUUGUGCAGUUUUAAAAUGAGCCAGAAACAUGUCAAGCAAGCAGCUCGUGGCCAGCGACAAAUUUAUGAGGAAAAUAGACAAACCUUAAUUGCGUAUUCACUUGCUAGUUUUAUAUCCUUGACUAUUGUUGGAAUAUUAAAUUACUUUGUAUUAAAUGCUACACGUGGAGAUUGGGUUUGUUUUUGGAUUAUAUUUACUUGGAUUUAUGGGCAUUGUGACCUUACUAUUUGCCAGUUUUCUUCUCUUGGAUUAAUGUUUUCUAUGAUGAAGAAUGCACGAAACGAAAAAAAUCAAAUUGUCGAUGCUGGUCUAGAUCUUAAUGAUCCACAGGCAUUUGGAGAGUAUUGCAAAGAUGUUGUCAUUUUGAGUGUUUUGGUACAAAUUCUGAGUUUAUUCUCUGCCUAUUUUUAUUUACUUUUGUUGAUUCUACCAAUGUUUGGAUUUUACAAAUUAUGGACAAAAUUGCUUGGACCUUGGUUUUUUGCACCUGCUCCUGAAAUCGAUGAAAAUACUGAUGGAAAGAAGAAGCGUGAUAAAAGAAGAGAAAAAACUGUUUAUCUGAGACGAUAGGUUUUUACGUUAUUGUAAUUUUUAUUUUGAAGUUGAGGUUGUUUUUUUGUAAAUUAAAUUUUAAAGUAAACUGAAAUUUAUUUUUCCUUCUAGUCCACCUUUGAAAACCUAAAACAAUUCCCGAUCCCCUCUCAAUUUUCUU